AUGAGUACAAAUGCCAAUUUCAAAGUUGAAUUUUUUAUUGAUCAAACAGACAACAGAAUAGCAAAAUUGGCUGGAAAUUUUCGCAGGACUCGAACAGUGGAAGAAAUACGACCAAAAUGGAGCAAAAUACGCUUAGGAAUCAAAAGGUUCGUUCGAGAUCAACGCCGAAAAGCACAGAAAAAGAAGAAAAGUACAUGGGCAGACCGAACAAAUACUUCAGUGAUUCAUGGCGUGAAUGAAAAAUCGAAAUAA
This is a messenger RNA of Acanthocheilonema viteae, 252 nucleotides long. NCBI's taxonomy places the organism in Eukaryota, Metazoa, Nematoda, Chromadorea, Rhabditida, Onchocercidae. The record is from the annotation of a GenBank genome assembly.